AUGGAGCACCUGGGUCCCCACCACCUCCACCCGGGCCAUGCGGAGCCCAUCAGCUUCGGCAUCGACCAGAUCCUCAAUAGCCCGGACCAGGGCGGCUGCAUGGGGCCCGCCUCUCGCCUCCAGGACGGAGAAUAUGGCCUUGGCUGUUUGGUCGGAGGCGCCUACUCUUACGGCGGCGGGGGCGCCUCGGGUGGAGCAGGGGCUGGGGGCGCGGGGGCCUACGGUGCGGGCGGCCCGGGCGGCUCCGGCGGCCCAGCGGGCGGCGGAGGCGCCUGCAGCAUGGGCCCUCUGGCCGGCUCUUACAACGUGAACAUGGCCUUGGCGGGCGGCCCCGGUCCCGGCGGCGGCGGCGGCGGCGGAGGUGGCAGCGGCGGCGGCGGGGCGCUGAGCGCCGCGGGAGUGAUCCGGGUGCCUGCUCACAGGCCGCUAGCGGGAGCCGUGGCCCACCCCCAGCCUCUGGCCACCGGUUUGCCCACCGUGCCCUCUGUGCCUGCUGUGCCGGGCGUCAACAACCUCACCGGCCUCACCUUCCCAUGGAUGGAGAGUAACCGCAGAUACACAAAGGACAGGUUCACAGGUCACCCCUACCAGAAUCGGACGCCCCCCAAGAAGAAGAAGCCCCGCACGUCCUUCACGCGCCUGCAGAUCUGCGAGCUGGAGAAGCGCUUCCACCGCCAGAAGUACCUGGCCUCCGCCGAGCGUGCCGCCUUGGCCAAGGCACUCAAAAUGACCGACGCACAGGUCAAAACUUGGUUUCAGAACCGGAGGACGAAGUGGAGGUGA
Lepus europaeus (European hare) is the source of this 783-nucleotide messenger RNA. It is a transcript of the gene TLX1, whose product is annotated as T cell leukemia homeobox 1. Gene Ontology annotation, molecular function: RNA polymerase II cis-regulatory region sequence-specific DNA binding; DNA-binding transcription factor activity, RNA polymerase II-specific. Gene Ontology annotation, cellular component: nucleus. Gene Ontology annotation, biological process: animal organ development; regulation of transcription by RNA polymerase II. Lineage: Eukaryota; Metazoa; Chordata; Mammalia; Lagomorpha; Leporidae. The transcript is spliced from 2 exons. Bases 1 to 783 code for a protein of 260 amino acids. The record is from RefSeq and is a predicted model, not a curated record.